Molecule: messenger RNA, 2621 nt
Organism: Suillus clintonianus
Lineage: Eukaryota; Fungi; Basidiomycota; Agaricomycetes; Boletales; Suillaceae
Exons: 7
Coding region: 1-2229 (742 amino acids)
Molecular function (GO): protein binding
Source: RefSeq, a predicted model, not a curated record
AUGUCCCGUGCAUCCAGCACCUCAUUUCCAACUCGAGCGCCUCCAACAUCAAUUUUCUCACAAGGCACUGCCUCCACCGCGGCAACUUCGGAUGCACAGGUUCCAAUUUGCAAGCCUGUGGCUCCUGUUGCAGAAGACCUCAUUGGCGACUUUGCAGAUGAUAUCGAUGAUACGUUGGAACGCGAGGCCACGAUUGCCCAAGGCAAGGGGAAAUCGAAGGUGGCCUCGAUAUUCGAAGAUAAUGUGGACUUCGACGAGCCUAAUGCUCCAGUAGCGCAUGAGCUGGAUGAUUCUGUGACUUCAUUCACAGAACAGGAAUGGUACUCGCAGGAGCCCAAGGCCCCAUUCACGCAGAUCGAAAAUCGCGGGACCCUCAAGCGAAAAGCUAGCGUGGAGGACCUCUUAGAUGACGAGGAGGAGUCUAUGGUGUCUGACUGGUCCAUGGAUAUCGAAGGCCCCGAUUUUGAAGACACAUUCGAGCCUGAGCUCGAGCCCGAGCCUCCAGUGGUAGUGAAGAAGGAGAAAGAUCUUCGCACAACAUUCUCAACAUCGGUUUCGGUUGUGACUUCUGUCCCCGACAGCAAACCACCUCCUCUCAAAAAAAUCAAAGUCGGGGCAUCCGCUGCACGUGCCCACAGCACUCAUGCCAUCAAACGCCAGCUCAACGUGGACACUGUGCCGGAGAACAUGAAACCUCGUAGCGCAUAUCGUAAUGUUGAUUUACCUGCCACAUUGCAGGUAGAUCAACGCUGGGCAAAGAAGUAUCUUCCUACCGUCAUGUUAUGGGCUGGAAGUUAUGAAGACCUCUGGACUAUCCCAGACGACGUUCUUCUCCUUCAUGCGCAGCUAAUUUUUAACGCUGUAUUCAAGGAGCUGAACAUCACUAUUGUUCACGGCGGCGCGAUUCAUUCCCUUACUGCGCAGCGAAUUUCUGAAUGGCGCAGUAACUUCGGCUCGACGGGCCUGGUCAUUAUCCUGGACUUUUUAUCACGAAACUCUGACUGUGAUUCUGUUCAACUUGCCGCCCACCUUCUCGCAGACUAUGCAUUCCUAUUCGAGGACCCCGACAAGCCAAGUCCCCUCACGACAUAUCGUUCUCCUUUCGUAUUACAGCUGGUGGGUACAGCGCAUCUUAAUGCCAUCAGUGGGUACGUUGACGUUCCCGACCUCGACACACACGCACUUGCGACAAGGGCCAUCAGGAUGUCGGGCGUUAUUGCCCUUUGUGCCGCAGCAAUCGAGCGCGCCCUGGGAAUGUUCGCAAACAAAAACUUGAAAGUCAAGGAUAUAUUGGCGUCCAGUGCCAGAGGUAAACUUGUCAUCAAACUACCCAAAGUGCUCAACAAGGUCACCGGGAAGAUGACCAAUGCCCCGUUUUUGUUUUCAGCAGCUCGCUGGGCCAAAGUCACCACAUCAUUCAUGAAGUCUAUCUCGAGCAAGCCUGCUGGGUAUGUAGAGACCACAGUACAGAUGGCGCGUGCUUGUACUGCCUUAAACGACGCCAUCGAAUCACCGCAGGACUCGCUUAAUGACGACGAGUCGGAGGACGAUGAACGCGCUAUGCUUUGUAAGAUGUUGUCUUCUACUACACCCGCCGGUGGAAUCCCGCUGUCAUAUCAUCAUUUUUGCCGCCGUUUUUGCCCCCACAUGUCCACCAUUUUUCCUGUACCCCCAGCUGGCUCUCGACUUUUUAUAUUAGAGAGUCUCCUUAAUUUUCUGCUUUCUCGUAAAAUCAUAAACAUGUUCGAGGGACAACAUUCGGGCGACGUCCUUUGGGACACCGUGCGGAAGGCUGUUGUUGCGAGCAAGCAGGGGAAUUAUGACCUUGCGAGGGAGCUCAUCCACAAUGCCUCGGAACCCUUCCCAUUCUUUGCGCUGCGCAAUGCGCGCGUAUUCCUCCACCGAUCUUACGGAUUGGCAUGCAUCGAGCUCACUGCAGGCGAGUAUGACAGGGCCGAGUCCUAUCUCACCGCCACGAUUGAAGGUUGCGAUAUGCAAGGCAACCUGAUAUUAAAGGCAUUCAGCACACGUGGACUUGGGGAGGUUGCCUUUGCGCAUGGUAACUUUGCUUUGGCUGCUGAGCGCUUCGCAGAGACACGGUCUUUGUGUGCUGAGAUGGGAGUGCCCCCGCUGCAUUUGUACAGUUGCGCGCCACUCAAUACCUUACCGGACAAAUUCGAAGGAUGGACGAUGUUUUUGGAGGGCCGGUCGGCAUUUGCGAAUAUUUAGAUAUCGAUCAUGAUAUGCAGUUAGUCAAUUGGUGAAGUUGUAGACUCCAUAGAUUCCACGAUUUGAUGAAUACCUAUUUGUACUCGAGCUGCACCGACAGGCCUAACCUUGUUCGUAAAGUAUUGAGCGAUGUCGACGAUCACCUAUCCGCGCUUGACUUGAGUUGCAGCCAUGGAGAUGCGUCUAGUACGGGUGUGGUGCUAUCGUGGCUUCCGAUUGGUUCAAAUCAGUCUAGUAGUCCGACUUAGUUCAACUAAUGCGAUGCUGCAGCUGUGCGUUGGCUUGGUUAGCUGCUACGGCAUAUAGUCUCGAAGCCAGGCGAAGUUGGAUAACGUCGGAUCGCGUCGUCCAAAACUCGGAAAAGGUGUCAAAUGUUCUAUCACCAGUGAAAG